This is a messenger RNA of Aphanomyces invadans, 3634 nucleotides long. RefSeq lists its product as hypothetical. The transcript is spliced from 15 exons. The coding region runs from base 15 to 3587 and encodes 1190 amino acids. Lineage: Eukaryota; Oomycota; Saprolegniomycetes; Saprolegniales; Verrucalvaceae. The record is from RefSeq and is a predicted model, not a curated record.
UUUUGUCGAAGCCAAUGCCACCGCCGGCAUUCACCGGUCGCGACAGCUACCAGCGCCUCCAACAACUCCAAGACCUAUGCAUACCGGACGACGAACGAGGGUUUGAUGCCGUCCUUCUCGUGGGCGGUGCCGAUGGUCUGUACUCGCCUGGGUCCCAAGCCGCGUUGAAGUACUUGUUCCUGGGCAAGUCUGGCCAAGACCUACUCGGCGAGCAGGUGAUUCCCCAGCAGUACGAAGCGCUUGAGGACAUUGUCAUUGUGCUCACACGCACGUCCGUCUCGAUCUUUUACAUCCUGGACAGCGACAGCGCGACGUUCCUUCUCCCGUUCGUGAGCAACUGGCGCAACGUCACCGAGUACGUCGCGACGGACGACAUGACGCAGGACGUACGAGAACUCACCAAAAUUCGCGCGUUUCGGUCCAUGGUGGAGCCCCAUCGUGUGAUUGGAAUUCCCCUCCACGAACCAGGAAAACCAUCGAAGGAGGCACCAACCGCGGAAGCGUGGCCCAUCGUCCAGUCGUUCGGGCUGGACGAGUUUCACCCUGCAAGCACCGCCAAGGGCUUCUUCAGCAUGCACCACAGUGUCGUCAAUUGCGCCAUGGCGCUGACGGCUCGACUCACGGACAUUGACGAUUUCUUUGCCCAGCGGCUCGUAACGGAUGCCGAGCCGGCGUUGGCACACCAUUUCGACGGAUUCCUCGCCAAGCUGGAUCAUGCCGAUACCCCCGCGGCCCGCGGCGCCUUCACCGAAGCCGACAUUGCGGACGAUCUGUCCAGCUUUUACGACUUUGGUACCAUUCGCCAUGACGCGCGUGGACUUACCAAGUCGGCUCACCGCGGCGCGUCCGUGCAUUUUGGCACGCGCACCAGUGCAGCGCCAUCCAUGCCGUCGUCCAAGACCGUCCUGGCGCAUCAAGCGGGAGUGAGCGGGCAAUUCCCAGCCACCCAUUUCACGGUCGUGGCGGAAGAACCGCUCACGGGCCUUCGUGUGGGCCGGACGUAUUUUUUGGGCACCGGCAAGUGCGCCGGGCGCAUCGUUGACCCGGACGCACUGGUCUCCCCCGGCGACGCCACGUUGGAUCGAUACGAGUCUGUUCCAAGCAAUGCACCGGAUACGCUGCGAUUGAUCGCGUUGUACACAAAGUUGCUCGCGGUGCAUACGUCGACGACUCUGCCAGCGGUCGUCGCCAGCGCCAAGGCUUAUGGAGCGAGUCCAGCGCAAUGGGCGACCGCGGCGCACGAGGCCGCGAUGCACGCGUUUCGACUUCAGAUCACGGACGAGUUCGGUGACGCACCAGCCUCGCUUGCCACGCAACUGACGGUGACUGUCGACGUUGUCGAUGCUUGCGGCGAGUCUGUCGCUGCCAUCGAGCCCCACGCGAAAUGGAGCCAUGCUUAUGUAACAACAUCCAUCGCCGCUGUAUCGAGCACGGUGGCGAAAGGGGCGAAUUUGGGCGCGCUCGUGGUCGGCGACUCGAUCCUGGUCGACAUCGGGACCUGUGCGUUCUUGGUCAUCACGGCGGCAUCGUUUCCGGCUUUUCGCACGUGGAUUCAACCGGGCAUGGAAGCAGACCAUGCCGCGCAUGUCGACACUGUUCUGGCGUCGGAUUAUAUGCUCGACCACGUCGUCCAGGUCGGUCGACCGAUCCGAGAGGUGGUGUCGCCCGCGCCCGUGCUCGUCGACAGCGACCACUUGCACGUUAUCCAAGGCUCGCUGCAACCGUAUGCCCACGGGUUUGUGUUGAAGAGUCCCCACAGCCACCCACUCGUUGUCUCAUUUCCGACGCACGUUCGGUCGCUGCGCGUGCUCUCGACGCCGUACGACGAGCUGCUGUUGGUCGUCGUAGAUUUUGUCUCGACCUCGAAUCCAGUGCUGGAGUGGCUCCCGGGCGCGGCGACGCCUGCCGCGGCCUCGAUCGCGCUGCCGCUCGUCGCGGGUUCUCGCAUGCAAAUUUGCGUGUUGGGCGUCCUCGACGAGUGGAAAGCCUCGGCUGCUGCCCACGACAUUCCGUUCCUAAAGCCAGCGACCGAUGCGUUGGAGCCGAUUCCGCUGGGGUUUCAACGUGGAUGCGAUGCGCUGCUGGGCAAGUCGCCCGACUCGGCCACCCGCGAUCGCUUGUUUCCCCAGUGGUGUCUUUCAAAAGCGCCGUCGCCAGUGCCGCCGUCGUGGACUCGACCCACGUCGAUGGCGACGCUCGUUGUGCCCGUCACCGUCUUCAUCGGCCUGCCUGGCAGCGAAGUGCAGUCGCUUGCCACUUCUCUGACCGAGCUCACUGCACGUGCCAACGCGUGGCACCAUGUCGUUGUGGACACGCGGGAAUUGCCGGCCGACGCGGCGGACACGGCAGCAUGCAUUCGCACAAAGGUCGCCGACGCCUUGGCAUCGAUUACGAGCAGCGAUGUCGUCGGAUGGUUGCGCCGGCCUCGCAUUCUCGUCACUGUUGUCGGCUAUGUGGACCCGAUUGGCGUGUGCGCCGCGAUCGAGAGCACGGACAGGUCGCUCACGUUGAGCACAGUCAUAGCCGUGGUGUCGUCGGUGGCCGUGACUGUGCCCGAGUCGGCGAACCCAUUUCCAAAGCUGUGGGAUCAACUGGCGGCGGGGUUCAUCACGACAAUUGUGCUGACCCACACGCAGGAACUCGACCACGUGUGCCUCCACCGGCUCCGGACUCGCGUCGACGCGGCGAAUCCGUUUGCGGACGUGCUGUGCUUGCGGUCCAACAGCUUGGACGGCGACUUGACGGCGUUCGUGGCCCUCGACGAAUUCAACGCCCCCGACCGUCAACGAUACCGCGACGUCCACUUUCCGUCGUGGCAAGUCAAACCGGCGGCGUACGCCGCGCCGCUGCCGCCGUCCGUCUCGGCCGUCCGAUUCGAAAUGCAGCUCCAACUCGACCGCACGCGUUUCGUUGCUUGCAUUCACCGCGGGUUGAGCCCGACGUCGACGCUCCAUUCGAUCGCACCGGUGCAUCCGGCCCUGCCGCCGCCCCAACUCUCUGGCUUGCGACUCGCGCAGGCGCUGGCGUUGGAAAAGGUCACCCAAAGCACAUUGCUGGGAACGACCAGCGACGGCCAUGGCGUUGACUUGGACGACGUUGCCGCGAUUGUGGCGCACGUCGGGCAAGUGUGGACCGUCGAGGCGUCGCUUGCAUUCACGGACGACGUCCACCACGGGUACACGUACUUGAGCACGGGAACCAAGUCGUUUCUGCGGCCGCAGUCGUCGUCGCCCCCAACGGCAUGCACGUUUGCUUUUACCGGGGCCAACCUUCAGCCGGAGAAACUCCGUCAGCUCUUGCUGCAGUGCUGUCCGUCGCGCCAUCCCGCAGUCGCAGCGAUUGAGUCGGUCACACUCGACGAGAAGCGCCGCAUCCAAGCGCUCCACGUGACGGACCCACUUCCCGAUGGGUACAUGUUUGACGGGACGGCAUAUUACGACUACUUUGGAGGGCACCACGAAUUUCAUCCCAACAUCCAACGCUUCAUCGACGAGCACGUUGCCAUGAAGAAUGCCGCUGCAUCGCGCCAGAACAACGAGCUCGAGCAGGACCACCUGCGGUACGAAGAACGCACCAAGCAAUUGUGACGUUAGCCACGGUGCCGUGUUCAUAAUGCAUGUGUUGUAUUGCAAGA